Molecule: messenger RNA, 4042 nt
Organism: Tupaia belangeri chinensis (Chinese tree shrew)
Lineage: Eukaryota; Metazoa; Chordata; Mammalia; Scandentia; Tupaiidae
Gene: NPHS1
Product: NPHS1 adhesion molecule, nephrin
Exons: 29
Coding region: 34-3759 (1241 amino acids)
Biological process (GO): cell-cell adhesion
Cellular component (GO): plasma membrane; cell-cell junction
Molecular function (GO): cell adhesion molecule binding
Source: RefSeq, a predicted model, not a curated record
GUGGGCCCUGUGGGUACAGACAGAGGCCCUGGGAUGGCCCCGAGGACCCCCCUCAGGGCUCUCCUGCUGCUCCUGGGACUGCUGACUGCAGGCCUGGCCCAGCCGCCGGUCCCCACCUCAACUUCCCGAGGCUUCUGGGCCCUGCCUGAAAACCUGACGGUGGUGGAGGGAACCGAGGUGGAGCUGCGGUGCGGAGUCAACGCCCCGGGCAGUGUGGUGCAAUGGGCCAAAGACGGGCUACUCCUAGGCCCCGACCCUAGAAUCCCGGGCUUCCCGAGGUACCGCCUGGAAGGGGACCCUGCCAGAGGCGAAUUCCACCUGCACAUCGAAGCGUGUGACCUCAGCGACGACGCACAGUACGAGUGCCAGGUCGGCCGCUCAGAGAUGGGCCCCGAGCUCGUGUCUCCCAGAGGGAUCCUCUCUAUCCUGGUCCCCCCCAAGGUGCUUCAGCUGUCCCCUGAAGCAGGGAGCACGGUCACCUGGGUAGCUGGGCAGGAGUACGAGGUCAGCUGUGUGUCGGGGGACGCGAAGCCAGCACCCGAUAUCACCUUCCUGCAGAGUGGACAAACAAUUCCGGACAUCUCUACGAACGUGAACGAAGGGUCCCAGGAGAAACUCUUCAUCACCGAGGCUACAGCCAGGGUGAUACCCCAGAGCUCAGAUAAUGGGCAGUUGCUGGUCUGUGAGGGGUCCAGCCCAGCUUUGGACACCCCCAUCAAGGCCUCCUUUACCAUGGACAUUCUGUUUCCCCCAGGACCUCCUAUCAUCGAGUGGCCAGGUCUGGACGAAGGGCAUGUGCGGGCGGGGGAAAGCUUGGAGCUGCCCUGUGUGGCCCGAGGAGGCAACCCGCCAGCCACGCUGCAGUGGUUGAAGAAUGGCCAGCCCAUGUCCACCACGUGGGGCACGGAGCACAUCCAGGCAGUGGCCCGCAGCGUGCUGGUGAUGACAGUGCAGCCAGAGGACCACAGAGCGCGGCUCAGCUGUGAGGCCCACAACAGUGUAUCUACGGGGCCCCAGGAACGCAGCAUCACGCUACAGGUCACCUUUCCCCCCAGUGCCAUUACCAUCUUGGGAUCUGCAUCCCAGUCUGAGAAUAAGAACGUGACGCUCUCCUGUGUCUCCAAGUCCAGUCGCCCACGGGUCCUACUGCGAUGGUGGCUGGGCUGGCGGCCACUGCAGCCUACGGAGGAGACAGUUAUGGAUGGCCUGCAUGGAGGCCACAUCUCUAUGUCUAAUCUGACAUUCCUGGCGCGGCGUGAGGACAAUGGUCUAACUCUCACCUGUGAGGCUUUCAGUGAGGCUUUUGCCAAGGAGACCUUUAAGAAAUCACUCACCUUAAAUGUGAAAUAUCCUGCCCAGAAGCUGUGGAUUGAGGGACCCCCAAAGGGGCAGCACGUCCGGGCUGGGACCCGGGUGAGGCUGGUGUGUUUGGCCAUCGGAGGCAACCCAGACCCCUCCCUCACCUGGUAUAAGGUUGGACUCUCGCACCGUAGGCAACCCCAGGAGCCGCGGCGGAUGCGGCUCGGCAGUGUGGAAAAGUCUGGGAGCACGUUCUCCCGCGAGCUGGUGCUGAUCACAGGCCCGUCGGACAACAAGGCCCAGUUCACAUGCAAGGACGGCCAGCUCAGCGCGUCCACUCAUCUCGUGGUGCAGUUUCCUCCAACUAACGUGACGAUUCUGGCCAACGCGUCGGCGCUGCGCCCAGGGGACGCCUUAAACUUGACCUGCUUCAGCAUUAGCAGCAACCCGCCGGUCAACCUGACCUGGGACAAGGAGGGGGAGAGGCUGGAAGACGUGGCUGCACUGCCCCAGAGAGCCCCUUUCAAAGGCUUCGCCGCUGCCAGGAGCGUCCUUCUGCUAGUGUCAUCCCGUGACCAUGGCCACCGUGUGACCUGCCGUGCCCACAGCCCCCAGCUCCGCGAAACCCUGAGUGCCUUCUAUCGCCUCAACGUGCUUUACCCUCCAGAGUUCCUGGGGGAGCAGGUGCUGGUGGUGACCGCGGUGGAGCAGGGCGAGGUGCUGCUGCCGGUGUCCGUGUCCGCCAACCCCGCUCCCGACGCCUUCAACUGGACCUUCCGUGGCUAUCGCCUCAGCCCAGCUGGCGGUCCCCGGCAUCGUAUUCUGCCUGAUGGAGCUCUGCGGCUUUGGAAUGUGACCCGAGCAGACGACGGCCUCUAUCAAUUGCACUGCCAGAACUCGGAGGGCACCGCGGAAGCACUCGUGCGGCUCCAUGUGCACUAUGCACCCACCAUCCGCGCCCUUCAGGACCCUACUGAGGUGAAUGUCGGGGGUUCUGUGGACAUAGUCUGCACAGUUGACGCCAAUCCUAUCCUCCCAGGGAUGUUCAACUGGGAGAGGCUGGGUGAAGAGGAGGAGGAGGACCAGAGCCUGGAUGAUAUGGAGAAGAUAUCAAAGGGAUCUACAGGGCGUCUGCGGGUUCACCAUGCCACAGUGGCCCAGGCUGGUGCUUACCAGUGCAUUGUGGACAACGGGGUGGCACCUCCAGCUCGAGGGCUGGUCCGUCUCGUUGUCAGAUAUGCCCCCCAGGUGGAACAUCCCACUCCCCUAACUAAGGUGGCAGCAGCUGGAGACAGUACCAGUUCGGCCACCCUUCACUGCCGUGCCCGAGGUGUCCCCAAUGUAGUCUUCACUUGGACCAAAAAUGGGCUCCCUCUGGAUCCUGAGGAUCCCAGGUACACAGAACACACAUACCACCAAGGUGGGGUCCACAGCAGUCUCCUGACCAUUGCCAACGUGUCUGCAGCCCAAGAUUAUGCACUCUUCACCUGUACAGCCACCAAUCCCCUUGGCUCUGACCAUACCAACAUUCAACUCGUCAGCAUUGGCCGUCCUGACCCCCCAUCAGGAUUGAAGGUUGUGAGCAUGACCCCACACUCAAUGGGGCUGGAAUGGAAGCCUGGCUUUGAUGGGGGAUUGCCGCAGAGGUUCCGCAUCAGGUAUGAGGCUCUGGGGACUCCAGGGUUCCUGUAUGUGGAUGUCCUGCCGCCUCAGGCCACCACCUUUACGUUGACUGGGCUGCAGCCUUCUACACAAUACAGGGUCUGGCUGCUGGCCAGCAAUGCCCUGGGGGACAGUGGACUAGUUGACAAGGGGACUCAGCUCCUCAUUAUGACUCCAGGCCUGGACCAGCCUUCUGGGGAACCUGAAUACCAGGCGCCCACAGAGCAGCCUACAAGUCCCCCGGGGCUACCCUUGCUGCCAGUGCUGUGUGCUGUUGGGGGUCUUCUCCUGCUUUCUAAUGCUUCCUGUGUUGGGGGAUUCCUCUGGCAGCGGAGACUGAGACGUCUUGCUGAAGGCAUCUCCGAAAAGACAGGGUCGGAGGAGGACCGAGUCAGGAAUGACUAUGAGGAGAGCCAGUGGACUGGAGACCGUGACACUCGAAGUUCCACGGUUAGCACAACAGACUUGGAGCCGUAUUACCACUCCAUGAGGGACUUCAGCCCCCGGUUGCCCCCGACGCUGGAAGAGGUACCUUAUUCCCAAGCUCCAGGUUUCGCAGGUCUUGCUGAUGAAGAUAUGGCCUUCCCCAGGCACCUGUAUGACGAGGUGGAAAGAACAUACGCCCCCUCUGGGACUUGGGGACCCCUCUACGAUGAAGUACAGAUGAGCCCCUAUGACCUCUACUGGCCUGAGAACAAGUAUGAGGAUUCCAGAGGAAUCUAUGAUCAGGUGGCAGGAGACGUGGACACCGUGGAAUCUGAUUCUCUGCCCUUUGAGCUGAGGGGGCAUCUGGUGUGAGAACUUUCUCAACGCCCUUUUCCUGCACUUACGGGACAUUCUCCUCCAAUGACUCUUCUCAUUGUCGCCUGGGCGGAACUCACUUAAGGAGCUCUGUAACACACAAAGGGACUGGACUUUCAGGAGGGACUAUGGAGGGAUGUGUGUAAGUGACAGAAGGUGAUUCAACAGGGUGCCGAAGUAGAAACAGACUCCUUCUGGGGUUGCCUUUAGAAACAAAACUUCUCCAGGACCAGCAGUUAGUGUAAUGGCUAUGAGGCUGAACGCCCAUGUAGUUGACUGU